AUGGUGGAGAAAGUGCAGCGCCCUCUUGUGUCUAGUCUAGUGCAUGGCAGAGACGAGUCUCCUGGUGGCUCUGUACAAGAUUCACAUAAUUUGCUGGGAAGAGGAAAAGCUGAGGGAGGAAAAGCUGGAGGAAGUAAUGGCAACAACAUGGGAAAUCGACCUGCUGCCGCCAAUGCUGCUCGGGAGAGAAACAGAGUACAGACCUUGCGCCAUGCAUUCCUGGAGCUUCAGAGGACACUACCUUCUGUGCCACCAGAUACCAAACUAUCCAAGCUGGAUGUGCUCAUAUUGGCAACAACCUACAUUGCCCACCUUACCCGCAGCCUUCAGGAGGAAGAUGAAAGCAGCAGCGGCAAUCACCAGCCCAGUACCCCGAAGAACUCAGGAAAUCUUAGUCCAGAACUCUUGGGGACCCUGCAUAAUGGGGAUGGAUAUCUUCACCCUGUUAAGGUAUGGAUAGUUUUCAUUACCAAACACACAAACUUAGUGUUAUAAAUUAGUUUUUACUAUGCAAAAAUGAAUAGUGGUUCUAUGCAAUAAAAUGCUAAUUUCCUGCCAAGUUUUGAAGUUUUAUGCUGCCCAAUUUCAUGAGCUAUGUUUAGUAAUAGCCAAGUAUUAAAAUAUUUACCAAUCUGCACCAAACUGAAUCUUACCCAACUUCAAGAAGGCUCAAAAGCAUUCUCAAGAGUGUCUUAAGUGGCACUUCUUCUUUAUAUAGCAUAAACGGAUAAAUUGAAUAAAGGGGACACGAUAGUCACUAAAACAACAUUAUCUUAAUUAGGCAAGUUUUAGUGUUUAGGAGUUAAAUCACUUUGUUUAUGUAGCCCUGUUCACAUCUUCCUAAAUGUAACCUGCACAGCCUUCAUAAACACUUUUUGUACAGUGAGAUCUAAUGUUUAAACUUCCUUUAUUGCACAGUUUGUUUAAUUUAGAAGUUCUCAUCUCCGGCACUGUUACUAGCUUGCCAGUCCUUGCAGGGUGUGAUUAAAGUAACAUUUUUAAAACAUGAGAUAAAAUUAACUACUUGUAAAGUAACUUAGCAUCUGAUUGAAAAACGGAAAAAAAUCAUUCAUGCAGACUGUAUGCCAGUGUGACUGGGUCUGCAUGGACAGAAACAAAAAAGUUUAACUCCUAAAUUGCAGAGAAUUGAAACUGCAGAGGCAUGAUAUAUACGUGAUAUGUGCUCUAAAACUGCGUCAUUAAGCUAAAGUUCUUUUGGUGACUAUAGUGUCCGUUUAGGAAGCAAUUAGCGUUAAAGGAACACUUUUGCAUGAGGAAUAUAAAACUAUAUUCCUAGCACUAUAGUGUCCCUCUGUCUUUCUCUGUAGGUCCCUCCAUGUCUGGCGAGUAAAGGGUUAAAACUCUUCCUCCAGCGAAAAACAUCACAAACAAAACAUAACAGAAUAAGGAAAAUAACAGGUGGGAAACCUUCUCAUGUUGCUCGCCUCCAAUGAUCCUCAAAAUGGGAAAAAAAGAGCAGCCAAAAUGGAAGUGGAGAUUACUAAGAUAACUUUUACAGUUUGACGGUUUUCACCUUGAAUUUCAAAUUCACUAUGAAUUCUCACUUUUUGCGAAUAACCUUGUUUAUGUAGGGUUAUUCACUAAAGUGUGAAUUGUUGGGUGUUCAAAGUGAAUUUCAAAUCUUCAUCCACAGUAGCCAGAGUCUGUGUUAAUUUUGGCGGAAAAUUACAAUUUCGUUUUAGUCAUAGACUUUUGACUAAAAAUCAAUUUUAGUUGUAUUUUAGUCAUCUGAAACAAAUUGUUUUAGUUUAGUUUUGGUUGACUAAAUCUCCAGUAGAUUCUAGUCGACACGACUAAAAUCUAAUAGGUUUAGUUAAAGCCUCUAUCUGUAUCUUUUGCCCUUUCCCUGGCAUCUCUGUGUCUCUUUGUGUGCUCCCAGCCCCUCUAGGUGUCUCUCUCCCAGACCCUGGUGUGUCUCUUUUGCCCCUUCCCCAAUCCCUCUGUGUCUCUUUGUUCCUCCCAGUCUCUCUAGGUGUCCCUCUCCCAAGCCCUGAUCUGUCUCUUUUGCCCCUUCCACAGCCCCUCUGUGCACAGGGCCGGAUUAACAUAGGGGCUGAUGGAGCUGCAGCUCCAGGCCCAGGCCCAGGCCCAUGGAAUAGGCCCAUUGAUUUAUAAAAAAAAUAAAAAAAAAUAUUUUUUUUUUACAUUUUUAUUUUUUCCACACACUACUCUUAGGGAUUCCACCUGGCUUUUAUUUUAUUGGCACAGCCAGUAUUUGAGGCUGCUUGGCUGGUGCCAAUAUUGCAGUGAUACUGGCAAUACAAAUGCUGGUAUUUUUCUCAGUAUAAACAAGAGAGACAGCCUACAGCUCAGGGAAGUAAGGGAUGGGGGAAAGGCUGCAAGGAGACAUACACUGAGACACUAAGGGGCACUGGGAGACAUUAUGGCAGACACUGUGACACUAAGGGGCACUGGGAGACAUUAUGGCAGACACUGAGACACUAAGGGACACUGGGAGACAUUAUGGCAGACACUGAGACACUAAGGGACAUUGGGAAACAUUAUGGCAGACACUAAGGGACACUGGGAGACAUUAUGGCAGACACAGAGACACUAAGGGACAUCGGGAGACGUUAUGGCAGACACUGAGACACUAAGGGACACUGGGAGACAUUAUGGCAGACACUGAGACACUAAGGGACAUUGGGAGACAUUAUGACACAGACACAUGUGGACACAGUAUCCCCAUGUCUCCCAGCCAGUGUCCCUGGUGUCUCAGUGCCCCCUAGUCUCCCAGUGACCCCCAGUCUCCCAGUGUCUCACUGUCCCGAUGUCUCCUAGUGCCUCCAUGUCUCCCAGUGCCUCAAGUGUCUCAAUGUCCCCAUGUCUCCAAGCUAGUGUCCCUAGUGUCUGUGGCCCUGGUGUCUCCUUGUCCCCAUGUCUCCCAGUGCCCCCAUGUCUCAAUGUCCCCAUGUCCCCCAGUCAGUGUCUCUAGUGUCUGUGUCCUUGGUGUCUAUGUCCCCAUGUCUUCAAGCGUCCCCUAUUUUCCCAGUGUCCCCAUGCGUCCCAGCCAGAGUCCCCGAGUUUCCCAGUGUCACUGGUGUCUCCGUGUCCCUAGGUCUCCCUGUGUCCCCAGGUCUUCCCGUCUUCCUAGUGACAUGGGGACCCUGGGAUACAUGGGGACACAGGGAGACAUGGGGCAUUGAGACACUGAUACAUAGGAACACUGAGACCUGGAGUAAUCGACACAUGGGGGCACUGGGAGACAUGGGGGCACUGGGAGGAAUCCAUCUAUACAGCAGAAUCAAACUAAGUAGUUUUUUGGUGAUUUUACAGUAUUUUCUCUUAUAUCACUCCUUGUGAUUUACAUCAUGUGAUGUCACCCAUACAUAUUUAAUUAUGCAAAUUAGCAAGGCCGGUAUGUUUUUCCAAGAAAGGUGGCAACCCUAACUACAUUUCACAUACUCUUACUUAAGUAUGGAAACUUAAGAGGGAUGUAUGGGAACAAAACUUGUGUGGACUGGCUGACAAUGAAUAUAGUUAAAGGGACACUAGAGUCACCAGAAGAACUACAGCUUAUUGAAUUUGUUCUGGUGAGUAGAAUCAUUACCAUCAGGCUUUUUGCUGUAAACACUGUCUUCAGUGUUUACAUUACAGCCUAGUGAUAACUUCACUGGCCACUCCUCAGAUGGCUGUUAGAGAUCCUUCCUGGGUUAUGGCUGCCUAUAAUGCAUCCAAACAUUCAGUAUCUCCACCCUCUGCAUGCAGACACUGAACUUUCCUCAUAGAGAUUCAUUGAUUCAAUUCAUCUCUAUGAGGAGAUGCUGAUUGGCCAGGGCUGUGUUUGAAUCAUGCUGGCUCUGCCCCUGAUCUGCUUCCCUGUCAGUCUCAGCCAAUCCUAUGGGAAAGCACUGUAAUUGGAUUAGGCCAUCACUUCUAAUGAUGUCAGCAGACUGCCCUUAGUUGGCCAGCUGCAUGAUUGGCAGGCAGUCUGACAUGCAUUCAUACCAGGCUGGCCUUCUAAUUCUUUGGGCAGACAUGUCCUCUUUUUGGGCAUGUUCGCCCCUUUUGGCAGGUUACGUGAUUUGUGUCAGUGGCACACCCUUUUACCAUGCCCAUUGACUUCCUGCUUGACUGGACACUGCUGUUAGGGGUUAUGGAUUUACUUGAAAGAUGAAAACAUAAAUUAGAGGGAGAUUAGCCUAGGGUAUGUGUUUUCUUAUAGCUGCUGUUUUCUUUCUCUCCAGCACCAUCUCCAUCAGAUACAUGACGCUUGGGAGUGUUUUACUGUUUUUGGUCGAUAUGAUUAUGUAAUUAGGCCCGUCAUAAUUGUUAGCACCAGGCCCACUGGGCUCUUAAUCUGGCCCUGUCUGUGCAGUGUUAAUUUUGGCAGCAAAUUUCAAUUUAGUUUUAGUCAUAGUCUUUUGAGUAAAAAGCCAUUUUAGUUUUAUUCGUCUUUUAGCCAUCUGAAUUGUUUUAGUUUUAGUCUAAUUUUAGUCGACUAAAUCUUCAAAAUUUUAGUCGUCUAAAAUUUGACUAAAAUUGUUAGUCAUCAAAAUUAACACUGAGUCAGAAUAGAAAACGUUCUCCGACAGGGUUAAUUAUUACAGUGUGAAUUGUCAGAAAUUCAAAUGAAUUCAAUUCAAAUGUUAGGUUAAAAUAGCUAAUUUGAAACAUUCUCUAAGUCCGUUUUGCUUUCAGUUUAUAUAUUUAACCUUAAAUUAAAAUUCACUUUCAAAUCACGCCCUAAUGAAUAACGUGCAAGUCAACUAUGUUCCCAGUUUCAAAUAUAUUGGCCAAAAAGUUUAAACUCUCUUUGAAUCCCUGAUAAUUUACUCUUCAGUGACCCUGUAUGUGUGUUUUAAACAUGGUGGUUAUACAGUCUAACAUAUACGGGCAUAAGGGGAUGUAUUACUAAGACCUUAAAAUAAAACCAAAUGAAAGUAAAAACAGAAUGCAUUAAUCAACAUUGUCUGAGAAUACCCAGGAAAAAGCAGUCAGUGAUUACUAUCAUAAUAUAUAGCGUUUGUAAAGCGUAAAAAGUAAAAUCUAGGAUCCUGAUUUGUAACCAGGUGACUGCACGACCACAUUGCAUGUACAGAAACAGACUUUAAAAAAAAAUGUCAUCGGGUUAUGUAAAAACACUCAUUAGCAGGUUAUUUGAUCAUUUUUAUUUAUUUUUCUCACAUAUAUUACAUGCAACAAAAUGGGAUUUCUGUUAUUAUCCUCCAAAUAUUUCUGUAAAAGGUGAAUGACAAAAUGAAAAUAUGUGUAAAUGUACGCUUUUGUUUCCUCUUUGAGCAGUCUAUCCAAGAUGUCUGUUUGCCCUAGGCUUGUGUGGCCUAUCAUCUCAGGUUUCAAAUUGGUGCUAUGAUUAAUUUUUUUAAAAAGGGGUUACUAUUAUGGUUUUUACCGAGAUAGUUCAUUAAUUGCAUUUUAUGCACAUGCUAAUGUUUUUAGAGGUACGUGGCUUUUUUUUUUGUCUGCCGGCAGAAUGCUAAAAAUCUAUCCGUGGACUGUACCAAAAAAAAAAAAAACGCAAAACACGCCACGUUUCAUGCUCUUAAUUUAGUCAGCAAUAACACACUGUUCUCUUAAAACAGUAAAGAUAUAUAUUUCUGACUGGAUAUAGUAAGCUAAUGCUGUGCUUUUCACUCUUAGAACAAUUGUUAACCUCACAAAAAAUAGUUUAAAUCAUUAUUAUGCAUACAAUUUAAAAAUGUACCAAACCCACAACAAAAUAAUUGCAGUAAUGCUAGUAUUAUUGAGAAAAAAAGUCUUAAAACAAGAUGGCGUUUCUAAACUAAAUGUAUAAAGGGACAAUGUAUUGCACAUAAUGUCAUACACGGUUUAACAAUAAAUAUAAUACACAAAUAAGCCUACUAUUCUCAUCAUAUGCAAUCCUGAAAUAAAGGGAAUACAUGAAAAACCAUUGAGAAUUACUAUUAUAUGCAAACGGAGAAAUGUAGACUGUAAGAAGCAGUGAUCCCGCUGCAGUGAUAGCAAAAACCUAGAAAAAUGGAUGCGAGAAUGGGUAGCGAAGAAGACAGUAAUAUAGAAAAUAUGUAUUCUGCCCUCAAAAAGAAAAAAAUGUAAAACAAGAUGGUAGACAGAAGAUAAAGGUGGAGGAUAGGUCAAUAGUCAUAAAGCUCAGGGAUGUUAAACAGAUUAUGGCAUUUUAUAAUGUGGAAAGUCUGGUGACCUAAAAAAUCUGAACCUGUAAGACCAUGUCUGCAAAUACCUAUUGCGGAACUUUGGAAGCAAUCGUUUUCUUAAUUCUGCGUCUUCCACGGGCUUCCCCAAAGCACCCAAAUGAAUUGCUGUUGUCUGCUUCCAGAUUGGGGGUUCAAGCUUCUAGCAACAUCGAGCAGUGAAUAUUUGAGAUCCCAAAAAUUCACUUUUUAGUCUGUCAUUUGCUUCGCUUCCAUUUAGCCGUCAGUUAAUGUAUUAGAAAGCCAUCACUCAUUGUGCAUGAACGAAAGGCCCAACUGAUUUCAUGUGAUAACGUUCAACUUUUUUGUUUUUGCAUUUAAAUAUUUAAAAAAACAAAACAAAAGCAAAAAUUAUAAAAAAAAAUGCUAGUUCAUUAAAAAAACAUUGUUCUGCAUGUUUAUUAAAGAGAAAAAUACAUAUUUUUUAUUUUAUUUAGCAUGCAGUCUAUCUGAGCUCUGGGUAAUCAAUAUUCCUUACAGAAACAUAGCUAAAGUACCUUUCACCUACCAUUCAGCUCCCUCUUCCUCUGCCUGGGUCACUAAAUGAACCUCCUGGAGCAGGGGAUGUUGGGUCAUUGCACAUGCAAAUGAAUUUACAUUAACUCCUUACUAAUCACUUCCCAUGACUGCUGGGAAUAUUCUCAGUAAUCCCAUGUAGCAGCCUGACAGUGAUGGGUUUCAUUUUGAUUCAUAGCUUUAUAAAUAAAUAUUGGAGUAAAUCAGGGAAGAAUAAUUUCAUAAAUACAAGAGAAGAAAGAUGUGUUUGUUUUAUCUCAUACAGUUUUAAUUAAAGGAAAAUAAAUGCAUGGUUUGUUAAACAAAGUGAGAGGGGAGAUUGGUCAUUUUAAAACAGAAUAGUUAUGAAGAUUGUUUUAAAGUAAACCUGAGAGCAAAUUUGUUUUAGCACAAUUUACUUCUCACACGGUGCUCAUCAAAAAUAGUUAAUUACUACAAUAUUCGUCUGGAGCUCUACCUCAGACACUGCAUUACUGGCAUAGAGCUCCUAAAAUAGAACUUACGGUAUUUCUGCAUUAUUUGCACAGAGCUCUUCAAACAUACAUCCCACACAUUUUUGUAAAUAUUUUAUUAUAUAUUUUCAUGUGACAACACUGAAGAAAUGACACUCUGCUACAAUGUAAAGUAGUAAGUUUAGGGGUGUACUCACUUUUGUUGCCAACGGUUUAGACAUUAAUGUCUGUGUGUUGAGUUAUUUUGAGGGGACAGCAAAUUCACGCUGUUAUACAGGCUGUACACUUACUACUUUAUAUUGUAGCAGAGUGUCAUUUCUUCAAUGUUGUCACAUGAAAAGAUAUAAUAAAAUAUUUACAAAAAUGUGAGGGGUAAGAUACUCAGGGCCACCAUCAGGGGGUGACAGACCCUGAGCUGAGUUAGGGGCCCCGAAAUUUCUGGUGGUGGCCCUGAAGAUACUGUAUCUUACUACCAAAUAUAUCGCAAUAGUACAUUUCUGGCACAGAGCUCCACUCAAACACAACUCAUUACUGUAUUACUUGGACACAACUGAUUACUUGUACACAGUUCUUCCUCAAAUACCAUUUUUACCGCGUUACUUUCAGAGAACUCCUCUUCAAACACAGCUUAUUUAUUAUUUAUUUUUUAUCAGAACAUCAGAAUUGACAGUUAACGGGACACUUCAGGAACUAUAACAAUGUCACUGUAAUGAUGUUGUUAUAGUGGUAGGAGGUCCCAUGGCGCUGGCUUACCUCCAAAGGGCCACCCAAUCACUCUACUCAUCUCCUUCCGCUGGAAUCAGGGAGCCGCAGAUAGAGACAUCAUUAAUUAGCUGACGUUCUCAGCCUAUCAUGGGCUACUGGCUUGCUAUGGAGGCUUGGUGUUACUUGGGAAGUACAUACCAAUAUAGUUGUGGUGGGAAAAAAGCUUCCAGCCUCGGACUGUGGUAGAAGGAAAUCGGCAGAGUGAUUGGUCACCAGAUUUGGGAUUAAACCGUUCGUUAACAGUUUAACCCCUUGCAGUAAGCCUGGGCACCACCGCACACCAUAACAACUUUUUCCAUAUGAAGUUGUCAUAGUACCUAGAGUGUCCCUUUAAAUUGAGACUCACAUUUUGGUAUUUUCAAAAAAAUAAUACUACUACUAAAUUGCAAAUCAUAAUCAAGGAUGAGAAAUUGCAGGCAGGGGAAUGGUUGACCAUUCUGGCAUUCACAGGGACCCCUACACUAGUAGCACAUCAGAACUAACAGCUUAUAUGGGUUUUGUCUUUUAGAAAUGGCCGAUGCGUUCCAGACUGUAUAUCGGAGCCUCUGGGCAGUUUCUACACCAAUCACUGACUACCGAAAGCCAGAAUGAAGAAGAAAAUCUCCACUGAUCAGCUGAGAGCAUUACACACUGGCACAAACCUCAGCCAGACCUUACAUUGAACUCCAUGUUGUAUGGACAUUAGAGAAUGGGACUAACAUUGAUUCUGAACAUGGUCCGUGUAUCGAGUUUAUUUCAAAUCCCUUCAAUGAAAAGCACUACAACAUUUAGGGACGGAGUAAGCUUUGAAGAGCACAGCACUAUCUUAUCCUGCUUUAAAUUGACAUUGAGUUA
This is a messenger RNA of Pelobates cultripes (western spadefoot toad), 8740 nucleotides long. The record is from the annotation of a GenBank genome assembly. NCBI's taxonomy places the organism in Eukaryota, Metazoa, Chordata, Amphibia, Anura, Pelobatidae.